GAGAGAGGGAGUCACACGCGCCGCCUCCUCGCCUCUUAACCGUAAAUAAAGCUCAGGUUACAGUGCUCAAAACACACCUGAAGCAGUCUUACCGUACACACCGCCAGGUCUAAUAACGCAAGCAUCUGUGAAGUACACCUGCGAGGAUCUUUCCGAAAUCUAUUAUAUUUCUGUCUGAAGUGACCAAAGCCUCAAAACUCGCUGAUAUAAGGAUGUGGGUUUUCCUACUGAAGCACCGACGCUACAGGACUGCGCUCCUGAGCUCCACUACCAUCUUGGUACUUCUGUACUUUCAAAGCUCUGUGCUGGUUUUCAACUACAGCUCUUACGGUUUCGUCUCCAAGAAAGUGCCGUGCGCGUGCAGUAUCUGUGUGGCGGACGGAGGAAAUAGUAACUGGUUUAGUGAGCGUUACAAUCCCAACAUUCCACUUCUGCUCAACAGCACCAACAGUGCAUUAGGUGCAAAUGUCUCCAAGUGGUGGAAGGGGCUACAAUCAAAUGCCGGCAACUACACGGAGGCGGUGGAUCAGCUGUUUUCUCUCUUUCCUGAUGAAGAGCACUACUCAGACGCCGGUCCAGAUCGCUGCAGAACCUGUGCUGUGGUGGGAAACUCUGGGAACCUGCUGGGAUCCCAUUAUGGGCCUCUCAUAGAUUUCCAUGACUUUGUCAUUAGGAUAAAUAAAGGCCCGACGGAAGGUUAUGAGAAGGACGUGGGGUCAAAGACGACUCACCGGAUUCUGUAUCCUGAGAGUGCCAUGGACUUGGACAACUCCACCCAUCUGGUGCUCCUUCCUGUUAAGAUUCUAGACCUUCAGUGGCUCAUCAGUGCCUUCACUACUAAAAACAUCACAGAAACAUACACCGACGUGCCGUCUACAAUCCAAGCAAAUAAGGACAAGGUGAUGAUCCUCCACCCAGAAUUCCUGAGAUAUGUCUAUGAUAACUGGGCAGAAGGGCAUGGAUUAUAUCCAUCCACCGGUUUCUUAACACUGAUAUUCGCUCUUCACGUCUGUGACGAGGUGAAUGUGUUUGGGUUUGGAGCUACGAGUGACGGAAUCUGGCAUCAUUACUUCGAAACAAUCUCCACGUCAUAUGAGAGCGGCAUUCACGCUGGAAAUUUCGAAAAUGAAACGAUUAAUCGUCUCCAACAGGAAAACAAGAUUUUGGUUCUCAAGGGUUGGACAUGAAGUGGACACCCCAAUACUGCGUUGUGAUAUCGGACGCAGAUGUGCAGCAAAGACCUUCAGUCGAGAUUCCUGUCAAAAGAUCAACUUUACUGAAGCGUUUUCAUUUCAGCAACUCAAGACGCACCGAAUGAAGUCAUGCCAUAGGCUGCUUCAUUUUUCUUUUGUUGAGCCUGUCGGGGGGGUUCUCACGGCACCGAGUAACAGUGUUUACACCUUUUCAAGGAAAACGAGUCACGACACUUUUCAAGGAAAACGAGUCACGACACUUUUCACGAAAGAGUAAAUAGUAUUUAAAGUGGAUUAAUAAUUUGUGUUAUAAUUUAAGUAUGUGUUUGUGCAUAUGACUGCAUGUUAUUCACUUAAAAUAAAUUUGUAUUUAUUGAUUCUC
Messenger RNA from Puntigrus tetrazona (Sumatra barb), 1575 nucleotides. Its product is annotated as CMP-N-acetylneuraminate-beta-galactosamide-alpha-2,3-sialyltransferase 1-like. Lineage: Eukaryota; Metazoa; Chordata; Actinopteri; Cypriniformes; Cyprinidae. The record is from RefSeq and is a predicted model, not a curated record. Gene Ontology annotation, molecular function: beta-galactoside (CMP) alpha-2,3-sialyltransferase activity. Bases 213 to 1187 code for a protein of 324 amino acids. The transcript is spliced from 7 exons.